Molecule: messenger RNA, 734 nt
Organism: Vanrija pseudolonga
Lineage: Eukaryota; Fungi; Basidiomycota; Tremellomycetes; Trichosporonales; Trichosporonaceae
Gene: emc7
Product: ER membrane protein complex subunit 7
Exons: 7
Coding region: 7-714 (235 amino acids)
Cellular component (GO): EMC complex
Molecular function (GO): carbohydrate binding
Source: RefSeq, a predicted model, not a curated record
AACGAAAUGAAGCUCGCAACGCUUCUCCUCUUCUCUGCGACCGCUCUCGCAGCCGACCUCCGCGGCCGGCUGGUCGGCAAUGUCGUCCUGAACGCGACCGACAUCCCGCUCGAGGCGCGCGUUGUGCUCGACUAUGGUGCCAAGAGCGCCCGUUUCCUCGCCGAUGGAUCCUUUGAGAUCACCGGCGUCCCAUCAGGCCAGCACGUUCUCGAGCCUCUUGUCCCAGGAUAUCGCGUCCAGCCUGUCAUCGUCACCGUCCCAGAAGAGGGCGACGUCCACGUCCAGAAGUUCGACGCGGCCGCGCUGCCUCUCGCCGUGUCGGCCAUCCCUAGCCUCCCCUACCCCCUCCAGCUGGCCGCGGUCGGCAAGGACGAGUACUACACCGCGCCGCCGGGCAUGAACAUCAUGGGCAUGCUCAAGUCGCCCAUGAUCCUGCUCAUGCUCGCGAGUCUGGGCAUGGCGUUUGCGCUGCCCAAGAUCACUGAAAUGCUCGAUGCCGACCCGGAAAUGGCCAAGCAGAUGCUCGAGCAGCGCCAGGGAUGGCAGCGCAACCUCGACUUUAGCGACGCCCUGUCCUCCAAGCUCGCCGGCGGAGGUGGCGCCGACGCGCAAGCGGGAUCCGCAGCACCGGCGGCGGCCGCCGGCCCACCCGUGGGCAAGGCUCCUGCGCGUACGCCCCAGGGCAGUGGGAAGCGCGGCGGUAAGCGAAAGUAAGCGGCCGCGGCGGUGGUGGG